UUAAAUAUUUAUAACAGUGAAAUUAAAAAUAGUGAAGUAAUAUUAAAUACAAAAAAGAAAUAAAAGUAAUAGAGAGCUUAUAAGAUAUUUUGUGUCACAUUCUCCACAGUUGACAGAGUAAAGAAGAUAUAAAAUGGAUUCAGAAUUAAAUCGAACAACAGCUGGCAACUCACUGAUGUAUCAAGCCAUCGAAGAUAACAAAUUGGAAGAUAUUAAAUUAUUAUUGAAAAAUGGAAUGGAUGUAAAUGAACCGAUAAUAACAACUGGAGAAUUUGCUGGAUUCACAGCAUUGCAUGUUGCAUGCAUGAAAGAAAAAGAUCGCUUGGUGGAGUUACUAGUUAAUGAUUAUAAAGCAGACGUCAAUGUAAUGGCUGCUGACGGGUCUCGACCAAUUCAUUUGGCUUGUUUUUAUCAAUCAAUGGCAGACUUCGAAUUUUGGCUAGAAUAUAAAGGAGUAGGCAAUAAAAUAGGAACAUUGAUCGAAGCUAAGGCAAAUGUUAAUGCCGUAUUUGGACAAGAAAUUUUUUCAAAGCACGUCAAAGACGAAGAAUGGUGUCCUGAUUUUGGUGACAAAAUGCCACUAAUUGCAUAUACUAUUAUUUAUAAUAAACUAAGAAUAAUUGAAUAUCUCGACAACGUUAACGUAGACAUUAUAAGCCUUACAAAUAAAACAUUGCUAAUGUACGCUGCUGAAAACGAAGAUUAUCAAUAUAUCCCAGUCAUUAUGUCAAAUGUUAAAGAUCCUGAAUUGAUGGAAAAGUUGAUAAACCAUCGCGAUAAUGAUGAUAUACCGCUAAGUCAUUAUCCGUUGCACCCUGAAAAAUUUGGAAAAUUUCGAUAUAAUGCUGCGAUAUACAAUGAUUUCUCUUGCCCGUCAUUCAUUUCUCAGAUAUUUCGUUGGGGGGCUGACAUGUAUGCACUGAUCAACAAUGACCCAGCAACAUUUCUUCCCAAUCUCUCAGCUUAUAGAAGCUGUCCAUCGCUACUGAAGAAUUUACUUCCUUAUUAUACUUCUAUGUAUUUAUCUAGGGUUUUAUACUACGCCUUGCUUCCUAUAGAUGAAACGUCUGAGUAUUUAAUGCAGAACGGUUCAGAAGAUAUGCUCAAUUAUUAUCUAGAAAGGUUCAGACAAUGUCGAGAACAAUGUAUAGCUGUGGUUUUGAAAGAUCUGGUCUUUAGGGGUGUAUUCAGAUUACCUGUUCCAGAAGAAGAAAUAAAAUUGAUGGAUGAAUUAAUUGCUAGCGAUGAAAAAUUCAGGAAGAUUGUAGAUGACUACAAAAGAAAAUUCAUUGAAAAAGAAUUACAGGAUCGUUUUAUCAAAUUCGGCGAUAAUAAAAUGACAAUGUAUAACUUUUUUAUGGAAGUUUAUGACAAUAAAAAAGUAAAAAUUUUGGCUCGAGAAGAGAAUUUACUGAUAGACCUAUUCGAAUCUUUCGUUGCUUUUGAUGACUAUAGUUUCCGUCAGACCUAUUAUGGUCCAAUUGAAAUCAGGAUAAAACAUGCUAAGGAAAGAUUAAGACUUCUCGAAAAUUUGAAGAAAAUUUCAUCACUUAGAGAAGCUAUACCGUUACCCUUUGAAGUGGUAUUAGAUAUUGUUGAGUAUCUUAACAACAAACACUUGAAAGUAUUUAUAAAAGCAUUUUAUAGUUCGUAAUUAUUUAUCGAAACUAGUUUAAGUUUUGAAAAGUAAGUUUAUUUUUCAAUUAUUAAUAGUUGACAUAAAUAAUUUUGAGUGUUUGCUAAUUUUUCAUAAAUAUCAAAUAUGGUAAAAAAAAAUAUUGUAAAAAACUUGCAUAGUUAAUUGACCACAACUGUGACAAUCGAAGGAAGAAGAAAUAUACUUGUAUUGAAAAA
Molecule: messenger RNA, 1854 nt
Organism: Cotesia glomerata
Lineage: Eukaryota; Metazoa; Arthropoda; Insecta; Hymenoptera; Braconidae
Exons: 2
Coding region: 134-1654 (506 amino acids)
Molecular function (GO): protein binding
Source: RefSeq, a predicted model, not a curated record